Molecule: messenger RNA, 2730 nt
Organism: Chilo suppressalis (striped riceborer)
Lineage: Eukaryota; Metazoa; Arthropoda; Insecta; Lepidoptera; Crambidae
Source: the annotation of a GenBank genome assembly
AUGUCAGUGCUGAACCAGAGUGGAGAAGAGCAGGUGGAAUGUCCGCUGUGUAUGGAACCCUUGGAGGUGGACGAUCUCCAUUUCUACCCGUGCACAUGUGGAUACCAAAUAUGUCGUUUCUGCUGGAACCGCAUACGGGAGGGCGAGAACGGCCUGUGUCCUGCGUGUCGGAAGGCUUACCCCGAAAAUCCGGCAGACUUCACUCCGCUCAGUCAAGAGCAGGUAGCAGCAAUAAAGACGGAGAAAAAGGCUCGCGAGCAGAAGCGGCGGAACAAGACGCUGGAGUCGCGGCGAGCGCUUGCGAACGUUCGCGUGGUGCAGAACAACCUCGUGUUCGUCGUGGGGCUACCUGUUCGGCUCGCCGAUCCAGAGAUCCUAAAACGGCAGGAGUACUUUGGCAAAUAUGGAAAAAUUCACAAAGUAGUUAUAAACCAAAGUACCGCAUAUGCAGGGUCACAGGGUCCGUCAGCGUCAGCGUACGUGACGUACGUAUCGCCGGCGGACGCGUUGCGCGCGAUACAGGGCGUCAACAACGUCACGUUGGACGGACGCGUGCUAAAGGGCUCGUUGGGCACCACCAAGUACUGUGCCAACUUCAUGAAGAACCAGCCCUGUCCGAAGUCCGACUGCAUGUAUCUGCACGAGCUAGGUGAUCCUAAAGCGUCCUUCACCAAGGAGGAGAUGCACGCGGGCCUGCACCAGGUGUACGAGCGGAAACUCCACAAUCAACUGCUGCAGGCGCAGCGGGAUAAACCCGACGAAAAGCAAGCAACAGGUAACCCUAGUACGAAUGCAGAAAAAGGCAGUUCAAAAGAUGGUAAUCAAUCGAACUUUAUUCCGACAACAGUGGUCACAUCUUCACAUAUAAACGUAGUCAAUUCAACUAAAUCUAAGAAAGAUCCGCUAGGCGUCAGCAACGGCAGUAACGGCAGUAGCAGCAGCAGCAGCGGCAGUGGGAAGGACGCGUGGCCCAGCCUCGGGUCAUCCCCGCCCGCCCACAGCCCCGCACGGAAAAUGAACAGCCCCAGACCCUCAAAAUCACAAGAAAACGGCACAUCGGAAUCGUCAAGUCCCACACUCGUACAACAGCAACCACAGGCGAAAAGCAAAGACACACACACAGACACAAAAACCAACAGAGCCAACAAAGAGAACGGCACAAGCGCACAGACAAAGAAGAGCAAAAGCGACAAAAAGAAAAUUAGCAAUAGUAUUAAUAACGAUAACAGCGACGACACGGAACCAAGCAAACAGUAUAACUGCACCCAGUCACAAUCUGUCUUUGAAAGUGAUACACAGAACUUCCUAAAUAGCGAUUUAGACGAAUUAGAAUCGGACAGACACAGCCUGUUGGAAAACCACGACUUAUUAGAUAAUAGCGAACACAGCCUACUAGACGAUGAUAAUACACACAAUCUACUCAACGAUGCGAAUAAUGAAGUCAUGAUGAUGCAGAGGCAUAGAGAAAUGUUGGCCGGUCUCGUGGACAAUAACCAUAUAUUGCCACACAUGAAGAAUUCUUUAGUCAAUGGUUACGGUCUGUUAGACAGAGAUAUGCCGUAUAUAGGUAACGAUAGGCCGCUUAGUCAAAUUAGCCAAGGUCUCAUGGACCAGAAAGAAUUGAUGUUGAGGGAAAGAAGCCGGAGUGAAAUGAUGAUGAGACAGAACGAGCUCUUAGCGAGACAGCACAAUGUAGUCAUGGAACCUAAACAUUAUAUGCCUAUAUCUAAUAUAGGAAUGGAGUCUACUAGUGAAAUAUUAGGUGCUAAUUACCAUCCCAAUCCCAAUAUGCUGCCACCUUUCGGUAUGCGCAUUGAAAACUCCAUGGGAGGUAGUGGUCUGUCUUCUGGUAUGCAGGCGGGUCCCAGCCUGGCCAACAGUAUGGGUUUCAUGAUGCACAACCAGCAAAUGAUGCCCCAGGGGAUGGUCAACGGGUUCGAUGCCCCGCAGAAUACGAAUGAGGGCCGCUACCUAGCCGAGAACAUGGAUAAGUUCUUCACAGACUUCCACAAGGCACAGCAAUUAAGACUGCUGAGUCGCGGAGACGAUGUCUCCUCACGCUAUCCAGAUCAUCACCAUUUACCGCACAAUAUGCUCAGCGCAGAGAGACUCGAAAUGGAACACAAGCAGAGAAUGAACAAUAUGCGAGCCGAUGGUAUGGGCGGUCGAGCGGCCGGCGACGGAGACGACGAUCUAGACUUCGACCCCUUCAAGGAGACACAGAAGGCGCUCGCCGAGAUGAUGGAGACGGAGAUGAUGCAAAACACCGUACCCAGCGGAGACAGUAUGGAACGCGUGCGAAGGGCUCGCCUGGCGCCGCCUGGCUUCAGUCACGUGGGGCAGUUUCUACCACGCCCCGCCCACACUCACAGCCAAGGUUUCAAUUCGAACAGCGCCAUGUUUACAGACUGGACCCAAAUGGACCCGGCGAUCAUGUCCACUUCCGUUCAGAACUUCGGCAAAACUGGCCCCGCGCCCGCCCCCGCUACGUCUCAACUAAGUCAGCAACAGCAAGAACUAUUCGCAAGAUUCAAUCAACUAGGCGUCGGACCACAACAUCAAACCCAACCACCCAACGGAGUCAACAAAAUACAACUACCACUUAUUCACCAAUGGUCCCAACAGCCCCAAAAACUUGCCUGGGGCCCAUACAAUGGCAUCCCUCUACCACCUGGCUUCGCACCCUCCAAACCACCCCAACACCCCGCCGAGUGUAUCGACGCGAAGUAA